Molecule: messenger RNA, 1788 nt
Organism: Hyalella azteca
Lineage: Eukaryota; Metazoa; Arthropoda; Malacostraca; Amphipoda; Hyalellidae
Source: RefSeq, a predicted model, not a curated record
GAACUUUGACACCAAUUAUUGCAAGAACAUUCCUCUACUAUUUCUUUCUAGAGAAGAAAUUUGUUCUCACAGAAGAUUGGAAGCCUCAUGGCAUUAAAAUUGGAGACCAGGGAGAUUCCAUCUCAAUCUCAGAAGUACUUGAUAUCUCAACAGAGAUCACUGUGAAGGAUGGCCCAGAGUGCACCAGAACUGAAGAGGACGAUUUUUGGAUUGCAAUAAGUUGUGCUGCUGUUUACCGGGUGGCUCACUCCAAUGUUAAGGGCGACUAUCGCCAAAAAGUCUGGAAAACUUGUAUGGCCUCGAUUGCAGCCAACUUUCCUGGAAGUGAUCGACCAACAAUCACUCAACCUCAAAAUUUGACCCCCUUCUCAAGUGACGUUCAGACCCCUUACCUUCUUUCUGCCAUCGACAUGAUUAUGUGCAGGUUUCCAAGACAUCCCAUGUCUCGUAUUCGGGUUGGAACCCAGAUGUGGCGGUGGAAGAAUUGUGAUAUUCUCUUCACUAUACAGUACAUUAGCCGUCAGUUAGGACUAAAUAACAAUGAAAACCUGGUCGCUUGGUGUAAACACACAGGAGCGUGUAAUGAAUUCCGCCGUCUCGCUGAAUCUGAAGAAGACACUGAUCCUGAGGGAUAUGUACCCUAUACUAGGGGGAUGCAAUUGUCACCCAUGUCUGUGCUGUCAUCCACUGCAAACCCAGACAUCCACUUGUGGGCCCACACAAUGGGAGUCCUGUUACAUAGAGAUAGGAGCAUUAAUGCUCGUGACUUGGCGGGUUCGGAUCAUGCUACCAUCUUUGAAUGUGCCUUGUUUACCGUUUAUGCGCUCAUAAAUAGCAUGCAUGCAGAUUUUCAGAUCUGCUUUGUUAGCGCCGAAUCAGAGUACAGCGUGAAAGAUUUGAACAAGAAGAUGCGUGAAAACCUGGCUAAACUUUCCCAAGUUGAUGACAGCGCUCCUCCCGAGUUUCGUCAACCACGAGAGAAAGACCGUUGUUCAUGGUGGGCGUGGUACAAUGAUCAAGGAGGUGCUGCAGUUGCAAAAAAGUGGGCCAAGGCAGAAUUACGGAAAAUCACCAAUGUCCGACGAGGAACUGUGGGAGAGUGGUUAAGCACUUACAAAUUGUGAAUCUCCUGAUUGCUAUAACAGAUACUAGAAGAAAAAUUUUCACUGUUCCCGUUUCUAGUAGUCAGCCUUAGUCGAAUAUGUACGAAGUUAGCGUUCCAUUAGCCAAUAAUUUGAAUGUUCAAGCUACUACUCGCGUAACUAUGGGACGCUUACUGCUAUUGCGUCAGGAUCAUGUUUAAUCUAACGUGGGGAUCAGAGCCACGUCGCUCGUCGUGUUUUGUCUAACAUACCCUCCUAUGUCAACAGCUUCCUGGAAUGCCACCAAAUAAAUCUCGCUGAUAAGAUGAUUCGUGAUCCCUAAGUAAUAUAAUCAUAUUCAUAAUCAGAAAGUUUUGCGCAGUAAAGUAUUAUUAGGUAAAUUAUUUGAGAAAUGAAUUCCGAUUUCGUUGCACGCAUUGUAUUUAACUCAUUCCUUGGUGCUCGAGCUAAAUGAAUAUGUAGAAUAUUCUUAGCGCAAUGUACGAUUUUUGUCAUUCGGAUCACAAUAAAUAUAUCAAAUUAGUAAGAUUAUCCAGGAAGACCUAUUACUACCCAGCCUGUUCUCAAACUGGCGACGCGCAACAUCAGUCAUCAGAACAUCAAGUGCCGCAUCGCUCAGAUGUUUAAUUUGUCAAUAUCAGAGUGUAAGCCAGAUGAAGUAAUAGAUGUUCAAAACAUUACUGGA